GAGGAUAACACAACUUGGUAUAGUCCCACACAAACAUUAUCACCACCGUCCACCACCACCUACUCCAAUAUAUUUCUCCAUGGCUAAACUGGCCAUUAAAUCUGCUUCCCAGUUCAUCACCAUCCUUCUCCUCUCCGCUCUCAUCAACUCAGUCUCCGCAGCAGAUCAAAACCAUGAAUUUGUCAAAACCAUGGACAGAAAACUGUUCGGUCUCAAGAAAGAAAAGCUGAGCCAUUUUCGCAUGUAUUGGCAUGACAUAGUCUCCGGCUCUAACCCUAGCGGCGUUCAAGCAGUUCCGCCGCUAAAUUCUUCCAAAACCGGGUUUGGUAGCGUACAGAUGAUCGAUAACCCGUUAACCUCAGGCCCAGAGAUGAGCUCAAAGUUACUGGGACAAGCACAAGGGUUUUACGCACAGGCUUCACAGCAAGAUAUCGGGCUUUUAAUGGUUAUGAAUUUUGCUUUUGUUCAAGGUAAAUAUAAUGGUAGUACGAUCACUGUUCUUGGCCGGAACAGCGUGCUUUCUAAGGUUAGAGAGAUGCCGGUGAUCGGAGGAAGUGGGCUUUUCCGGUUUGCUAGAGGCUAUGUUCAGGCCAGCACUCAUAAGUUUGAUCUUACUACAGGAGAUGCUACAGUUGAGUAUAAUAUUUAUGUGCUCCAUUAUUGAUGAUGAUUUAAUUACUCAUUUUGUUCUAAUUUAUUUUCCUAUAUGGUGUGAUGAGUUGUAAUAAUUAGUCUGGACCACUUUUUGUUAUUGUUGUUAUUCAUUUCCUAUGAUCAGUGGGGUUCAUUGCUAUUAUGGAAUUAUGCUUUUUAUUUUU
This is a messenger RNA of Mercurialis annua (annual mercury), 818 nucleotides long. Its product is annotated as dirigent protein 22-like. Bases 80 to 664 code for a protein of 194 amino acids. The record is from RefSeq and is a predicted model, not a curated record. The transcript has a single exon. Lineage: Eukaryota; Viridiplantae; Streptophyta; Magnoliopsida; Malpighiales; Euphorbiaceae.